AAUAAAAAAGGAAAAACAAGAGAGAGAGAGAGAGAGAGAGAGAGAGAGAAUCUCUAGUGUGUUGCACUAUGGUUUCAAGUAUUAGUAUUUCUUUAAGGAAAAAGAAGAUCAACUCCAUGGUGUUGGUGUCUAUACAGAUUUACAGUUGAGGAAGAGAGAGAGAAAGAGAGAGUGUGUGUGUGUGUGUGCGCGAGCGCAUUUACUCCCUUCAUGAAAAACAAGAAGUGCAUACUGUAUUUUGUACUACACACAGACAACGAGAAAAAAAAGAGAGCGUUACAAGAACAAGAAAUGGUGGAGAUUUAACGGCGAGAGGUUCUUGACAGAGUAAAGGCGGCCUUCAAUUUCAUUUCAUACAAGCAAAUAUACAAGAAACCUCCACUCCCUUGUUGCCUUUUCUGCUUCUCCUUUUCCUUUUUUCUUACUUUUAUAGUUUUGCUUGUGAACUUAGUUUCAGUUUCCGGGCUACUUUCUUUAUUUUCUCUUGUUCUUUUCUCCUUACCAUUUUGACUCCUUAAACGACAGAGAAAAGAAAAUCUUCACUGGCUUUAUCAUUAUUACUAUUAUCUUGUGACUCAGUCUUUUUCCUUUUCUUCUUUUUCUUGGUUUGAUUUGCUGUGGUUUAUCUAUCAAAAUCUGUUUCUUGUUUUGAUCGGAUCUGAAAAGGACUUGCACAACAAUGUCGGAAAAACAGUAAAGCUGUUAUCCAAUACAAAGUUCAUUUACUUUUUGUCAUAGUUUAUGCCAAAGCGUACGUUAUUUAUCAAGGGUGAUGAAAGAUUGUUCAGCCAUUUGAAUUCUCUGAUAAGUGAUUAUGCCAGCUGUCACAAUAGAAUCACUCGUUGAGGGAAUUGGUUCCUUACAGAUGAGUUCCAAUUCGGUUGUUAAUGUAGAACAUAAUUCUUCUUUUGCACCCAGCAAAAGUCGUCCUCCCCACCCUCCAUCUAUACAACAAAAUAGAUAUGAAGGGAGCUCAUCUGGAUCUCACGCACUUCCCAAGGAUCAUGUUAUGAAGACUACCUAUUCUCCGUCUGGAUCCAUGGACGUUUCGAAACUCACCUACAAAACUGCCCAUCCCAUUAUGCAAAAAGAUGGAGAUAACAGCAUACUCAAAGAAGAAAAAGAGCAACUUUUUAGCAGUGGUGAUGGAGAUGGCAAAAUGGAGGACGAAAAUACUCACAAGCUAUCUAUGAAAUCCGAUAGCAGUGAUAAUAUCCAGCAACCAGUUGAUGAUGCCAAGACUUGCAAUUCCAAUGGCAUUGUGGAAUCAGCAAAUUUUGCUACAUUGCCAGCUAAAGGAGCUCUUGACCAGUUGCAUCUUCAGUUACAAUCUAAAUCAGGAAUGAGCUACUGUCCAAGCCCUCAAGGCAGUUUUUACUCUGCCGCACAGUACACUGAAGCUAAACAGAGCUUCACGAAUACUGAAGUGAGCGAAUGUGCUAGCAGUGUGGGGAAAUCUGGUGAAAGUGGGGAAGUUAGCAACUCAUGUGACUUUAUUGAGAGUAGGAAAACUAGUAUUUAUAGAGGCAGCACUGGCAGCGAUGUUAGCGAUGAGAGCAGCUCUAGUAGUUUUAGCAGUGCUCUGUACAAACCACACAAAUCAAAUGAUGUAAGAUGGGAAGCAAUUCAAGCCGUCCGGUCUCGAAACAAUGGGGCACUGGAGUUGAAAAAUUUCAGGAUUUUCAAGAGAUUGGGAUGUGGGGACAUAGGGAGUGUUCAUCUGGCAGAGCUGAUAGGCACAAGAACUUAUUUUGCCAUGAAAGUGAUGGAUAAAGAAGCUCUAGCGAGUAGGAAAAAGAUUCUGAGAGCUCAGACUGAGAGAGAGAUUCUACAAUCUCUGGAUCAUCCCUUUCUUCCUACCUUGUAUACUCACUUUGAGACGGAAAAAUUGUCUUUCCUGGUGAUGGAGUUUUGCCCUGGGGGAGAUUUGCAUGCGCUUCGGCAGAAACAACCUGGGAAGUUUUUCCCAGAGCAUGCUGCCAGGUUUUACUUGGCUGAAGUUCUUCUUGCUUUAGAAUACUUGCACAUGCUUGGAAUCAUAUACAGAGAUCUCAAACCAGAAAAUGUUCUGGUGAGGGAAGAUGGACAUAUAAUGCUCUCCGAUUUUGACCUCUCCUUGAGGUGUGCUGUGAGCCCAACCUUAGUCAAGUCCUCGAAUCCCAACUCGGAAUCCAAGAGCUCAGGAUACUGCGUUCAACCUGCUUGCAUGGAACCGUCGUGCGUCGUCCAGCCUGCUUGUAUCCAACCCACAUGCUUUGGCCCACGGUUUCUGGGCAAGUCCAAGAAAGAAAAGAAGUCCAAGCCAAAGACAGAAAUACACAAUCAGAUCACCCCUCUUCCAGAACUGAUAGCUGAGCCCACAAAUGCUCGAUCCAUGUCUUUUGUUGGCACACAUGAAUAUCUAGCACCGGAAAUUAUCAAAGGCGAAGGCCAUGGCAGCGCAGUGGAUUGGUGGACGUUCGGGAUUUUUCUAUACGAGCUCUUGUUUGGUAGGACACCAUUUAAGGGAGCUGGGAAUCGGGCUACUUUAUUUAAUGUUGUCGGGCAACCACUAAGGUUCCCAGAAUCACCAUCAGUUAGCUUUGCUGCACGGGAUUUAAUCAGAGGGUUGCUGGUGAAAGAGCCACAACAUCGUCUUGCUUACAGGCGUGGAGCGACUGAAAUCAAGCAGCAUCCAUUUUUCCAGAGCGUGAACUGGGCUCUGAUACGUUGUGCCAGCCCUCCGGAUGUACCGCCACCGUUCAAAAUGCACGAUGCAGGACCACCUGCACCAGCAGCAGCAGCAGCAGGAAAGGUGCAAGGUGUUGAUGUUAAGCCUUCGGGUAAUUACUAUGAGAUCGAUUUCUUCUAGUUGAUCUUUUUGUAUUCGUUGAGAUGGUUUCCAUCCACUUGAUUGAAUUUUAUUUCUAGGAUUCUUGCUUUAUUGGAAGGAAUACAAAUUUCUCAACGUUCCAUUAACUGAACAAGUUUGCUGCGGUUCAUUAUUAAUUUGGCUGAACUCCUCAU
Sesamum indicum (sesame) is the source of this 3006-nucleotide messenger RNA. Its product is annotated as protein kinase PVPK-1. The record is from RefSeq and is a predicted model, not a curated record. Gene Ontology annotation, biological process: protein phosphorylation. Gene Ontology annotation, molecular function: ATP binding; protein kinase activity. NCBI's taxonomy places the organism in Eukaryota, Viridiplantae, Streptophyta, Magnoliopsida, Lamiales, Pedaliaceae.